Messenger RNA from Lathyrus sativus (Indian pea), 954 nucleotides. The record is from the annotation of a GenBank genome assembly. Lineage: Eukaryota; Viridiplantae; Streptophyta; Magnoliopsida; Fabales; Fabaceae.
AUGGCUGAUCAAAACCUAUCACUGAGUUCAAUCCAAAAUGAGUCUGAAACCACCAACAACCCCAUCGUGACCGAAGUUGUUGGGGUUGAUGCUGGUUCUGAUACUGGAGAAAAAUCCGAACCUAAAGUUAUAAGUUCGGACACCGUUCGGGUGAAAAGGGCUAGAGGAAGGCCUAAGAAGAAUGAGGUUGGUGGGAACAAACCUCUGGUGUCUGCGUCCGUGUCAGUGUCUGAGUCACCGCAGUUUGCUAUUGGAAGUGAAGUGAAACGUGGAAGAGGACGUCCUCGUGGUUCUGGAAAGCUUCAGAUUUUGGCUUCUAUUGGUGGAUGUGUUGCUGAAAGUGCUGGAGGAAGUAUGACACCUCAUGUGCUGACUGUGAACCCUGGAGAGGAUGUGGUUGGAAAAAUAUUUUCAUUUUUUCAGAAAGGUCCUAGAGGAGCUGUUUGCGUUCUUUCUGCUGCUGGUUCUGUAUCAACUGUCAUCCUUCGUCAACCCAGUGUUUCUGGUGGUUCUUUAAGAUAUGAGGGUCAUUUUCAGAUUUUAUCUUUGAGUGGAUCAUGCACUUUCACUAGUGGUGCUGGUGGUGGUGCAGAGAGAAAACUUGGCACGUUGAGUAUUUCAUUGGCUAAACCUGAUGGAGUGGUUUUUGGAGGUGGUGUUGGGAGUUCAAUGAUAGCUGCUACUCCUAUUCAACUUAUUUUGGCAACAUUCAAGCAAAACAUAAGCAACCAAAUAAAGAGAAAGUACUCGUCUCCAAACAUGGCGACUAAUCAAGAUUCAUCAAGCGAUAAUAACCUGAAAGUUCCGAGGGUAACCCUAGAAGAAGAACCCAGCUGCCUAAGAGCAACAGCAACAAAGAAAACUAAUGGUGUAGCAGAAACCGAUGAUAAUGUGAAAGAGUCAAAAAGUAUCACUAAUGGUGAUGGUGUUAUUGACCUUGAAGGAGCAUGUUGA